Molecule: messenger RNA, 1202 nt
Organism: Racocetra fulgida
Lineage: Eukaryota; Fungi; Glomeromycota; Glomeromycetes; Diversisporales; Gigasporaceae
Source: the annotation of a GenBank genome assembly
CAAUUCCUUAGCAUUUAAUACACUUGAUGGUUAUUUUGCAAUUGCAUAUAUGGAUUUUGUAGGAUCUAGCAUUCCAAAUAAUUCAACAUACAACCCUAUAGAUCCAGUGAUGUCCUUAUAUGUGACUAUUAUGAAAGACGGCUUUAAUCAACAGAUUUUGAUUUUUCAAUCUUAUGAUAAGAUGUUAAAAAGUGCUAGUAUACUUAAUUGUCAAGCAGUUACAAAAUUUAUUAAAUUUUCAACAUCUGGUUCUGUUAUCGAAACGGGCACUGUACGAUCUAUUAGUUCCUCAAAUCUUACCUCAGCCCCUGGCUCUAUUAUCCAAACUACCUCUGCAAAUUCUAUUAGUUCCUCAAAUCUUUCCUCAACCCCUGCCUCUGCAAAUCUUACUAAUUCGUCUUUGGGAAUUUUUGGUGCUGGUGCAAUAUUUAUGCCACUAAAAUUUGGUGGCUAUAUUUAUUAUAACAAUGUGCCUGAAGAACCUAUAUACAUUUGUGAUAUUAUUAAUUCAUGCGAUUCCUUUGAAGUUCCAGAAAAUACUCAGCUACGUGAUUCUGGUGUUUUUGAUAAUAACACUGUUUGGCUUGCUAUGGAAGUCCCUCUUUCACAAAAUUCGUUUAUAAGCACCAAAGAUGCAACACAAUUUAUUAAAGAUUAUGGUUUUGAUAAUCCUGCAAUUGUAUCUACUCGACCAGAACAAAAUGCAACAUUGACAUCUCUUUCCUCUAAUAAUAUGAAUAUCAAUAUUACUUUUUUCACUCCAAUUGUUUUAUCAACUGGAAAUCUUACUAUUUAUCAAGUCAUCAAUGAAUCUAAUUACUUAUUACGUCAAACUUAUCCUGCAUUAAAUUGCACUUUAAUUCCGGAUAGUAAAGGAGUAUUAUGUAAAGUCUUGUCAAGUACUUUUAAUAGAAUAGAUAGCAUAUACACCAUUGUUUUAGAUAAUAAUUUUGUUCAAACUCUAUCAUUUAAUGAACCAUUAAAUGGGAUCAAACGUGAUAUUUGGCAUGUUAAGACUCCAGAAUGCAACAUUCCUAUUAAUAGUGAUAGGUUAUAUUUGACAGGAAGUAUUCAACCAGACUCUUCUCGUACAAAGAUUUUAGUUGAAUUUUCAGUUAUAAAAGCAACGGAUCCUUCAAAUGAGCCAAGUGUACAAGAUAUCAUAAAUGAUUUAAAUAAUAUGAUUAAAAAUAAAGACACAA